AUGUCUCAUAUUGUUUACCACUUUUAUGAAAUUCAAUUUAAGGAACAUCCCUCCCUGAAACCUUUUGAUUUACCAAUUGUAAUAACCAAAUUCUACCAGCACAUACUUGCCUUGGCCUUUGCUGUGAAGGAGAUCAAUGAGGACCUGCAAAUCUUACCUAAUGUCACCUUCGGGUUCCACAUCUAUGACAGUUACUACAAUCCAAGGAUGACCUAUCGCACCACUCUGGACCUGCUUUUCAAAUCCCAGGAAUUUUAUCCUAACUACAAAUGUGAUAGCCAGAAGACUCUCAUGGCAAUCAUUGGAGGGUUAAGUUCUGAUACUUCAUCUUAUAUAGAUGAAAUUGUAGGUUUGUUCAAGAUUCCACAGCUCACAUAUGGCUCAUUAGGCAAAGAGAAAUUUCAGACCAGUAAGCAAUUUUAUUUCAUGGUCCCCAAAGAGGACCAUCAGUACAUUGGGAUUAUCCAACUGCUUCGUCAUUUCAGCUGGACAUGGAUUGGGAUUUUUGCUGUAGAUAACAACAAUGGAGAAUAUUUUUUACAGAAAAUGGAGCCCUUACUUUCACAGAAUGGCAUCUGCUCCUCGUUCAUUCAAAGGCUUCCACAACUCAUCAACCUGGCAGACUACAAAGAUCUUUAUCACCAAUUUUCUUGUAUUUCCAUUAAUUUGAUGAAUAGCAAAGCCAACGCAUUGCUUGUCUAUGGAGAAUCAUUGGCAAUAAUGACUCUCAGAGGUGUCACAUUUUUGGCAGAUUCUGAAAAUAAGAAAACUGCAUUACUUGGAAAGAUGUGGAUCAUGACUGCACAGAUUGAUUUUGCACUAUCAGGCAUUCAAAUCACAUGGGAUCUCCAGAUGUUCUAUGGGGCUAUUUCCUUCACUGUUCAUUCAGGAGCAGUUGCAGGUUUCAAAGAAUUCCUUCAGACCAUAAAACCAUAUUCAGUCUACAGAGAUGAGUUUCUGCAUGAUGUUUGGGAACAAUCAUUUGAUUGUUCAUUUCCAAAACCAGAGUUACAUGAAAUACACAGUAGGAAAUGCAAUGGGGAGAUGAAGCUGGAGGAUCUUCCUGGGCCUGUGUUUGAAAUGGAAAUGACUGGCCAAAGCUAUAGUAUCUACAAUGCCGUUUAUUCUGUGGCUCAUGCUUUGCAGGCUCUACUCAUUUUGAGGUUCACAAAGAAAAACACCAUGAUGGAUAAAAAACUUGAUCUUCCAGAUCUGCAGUCUUGGCAGGUACUUCCAAUUUCUCUGUGUAAUGAUCCUUGUUCCCCUGGAAAUUGGAAGAAAGGGACAGAAGAAAAAGAAUUCUGUUGCUAUGACUGUGUUCCAUGCCCAGAAGGAAAGAUUACAAAUCAAAAUGAUAUGGAAGAUUGUUUUGAAUGUGCAGAAGAUCAUUACCCAAAUAAAGAAAAAAACAGAUGCAUCCUAAAAUCAGUGGCCUUUCUAACUUUUGAAGAAAACUUAGGAAUUGGUUUAGCCUCAACUGCUCUUUGUUUCUUCUUCUUGACCUCUUGGGUUCUUGGAACUUUUAUUAAGUACAGGGACACUCCUAUUGUCAAAGCCAACAAUCGGUCCCUCACCUACACCUUACUUGUCUCUCUUCUACUUUGUUUUCUCUCCUCUUUGUUCUUCCUCAGCCAACCUGGCAAAAUGACCUGCCUUCUCCGGCAAUCAACCUUUGGAAUCACGUUCUCAGUGGCUAUUUCUAGUGUGCUGUCCAAAACCAUCACUGUGGUUGUUGCUUUCAUGGCCACUAAACCAGGAUCUCAGAUGAGACGAUGGAUGGGGAAAAGAUUGGCCUUUUCUACUGUCUUUUCCUGUUCUCUCUUUCAAGUAUGUAUUUGUAUGCUUUGGUUGUCAAUAUCACCCCCAUUCCCUGAGUUAGACAUGCAGUCAGAAUCCCAAGAAAUUAUUUUACAAUGCAAUGAGGGGUCAGCUUUGUUCUUCUAUUGUGUGCUGGGAUAUAUGGGUAUCUUGGCUAUUGCCAGCUUUAUUGUGGCUUUUCUUGCCCGUACAUUACCUGACAGCUUCAAUGAAGCCAAGUUCAUCACAUUCAGCAUGUUAGCCUUUUGCAGUGUUUGGGUGUCCUUCUUUCCAGCCUAUUUGAGCACAAAAGGAAGAGCCAUGGUAGCUGUGGAGAUCUUCUCCAUCUUGUCCUCUAGUGCUGCAUUACUGGGAUGCAUAUUUUUGCCAAAAUGCUACAUCAUUGUUUUACAGCCACAACUCAACCACCGGAAGCAACUCAUAAAGAAGAAUUAG
Crotalus tigris (Tiger rattlesnake) is the source of this 2253-nucleotide messenger RNA. RefSeq names its product vomeronasal type-2 receptor 26-like. The transcript is spliced from 5 exons. NCBI's taxonomy places the organism in Eukaryota, Metazoa, Chordata, Lepidosauria, Squamata, Viperidae. Gene Ontology annotation, cellular component: membrane. The record is from RefSeq and is a predicted model, not a curated record. The coding region runs from base 1 to 2253 and encodes 750 amino acids. Gene Ontology annotation, molecular function: G protein-coupled receptor activity. Gene Ontology annotation, biological process: G protein-coupled receptor signaling pathway.